Messenger RNA from Helianthus annuus (common sunflower), 729 nucleotides. Its product is annotated as NDR1/HIN1-like protein 1. Gene Ontology annotation, biological process: defense response to other organism. NCBI's taxonomy places the organism in Eukaryota, Viridiplantae, Streptophyta, Magnoliopsida, Asterales, Asteraceae. The transcript has a single exon. The coding region runs from base 1 to 729 and encodes 242 amino acids. The record is from RefSeq and is a predicted model, not a curated record.
AUGGACACCGUAGUCCUUCACUUUCCUCCAUCGGUUGCUUCACAUCCACCAUCCACCAUGGACGCCCAACGCAUACGCCGGAGAAAGUUCUACUUCUUUUGUAUUUUCAUCAUAAUCUACUCAAUCUUUGUUGUUUCCCCCAUGGCAACCCUACUCACUUUCAGCAGCCUCACCCCCUCACCUAAUUUCACCCUCCACGACUUCAAACUCUCCACCUUCAACCUCUCCACCACCCCCACCCCCACCCCCAUCCUCACCACCAACCUCCUACUCACCAUCUCCGCCACCAACAAAGACGAGUUUAACGAAUACGACAAAGCUUUCCACUUCGAAAAACUUGGCGUUUACGCCUCCUACAUGGACCAACAAAUCACACCGCCAACAAUGCUUCCAACAAUGUACCUACGCUCACCAGGCGUCAUGGUUUGGUCUUUGUCCCUCAACGGGACUGAAGUCCCCGUGACGCCUGGUCUUGCAGCAUAUUUGGUACAAGAUGUGACCGUAGGGAACGUGUUAAUUAGUGUUGAAGUUAGAGGACGGUUGAGAUCGAAAUAUGGGUAUCUUUCACGUCGAUACCGGUUGAAAGUAAAUUGUCGGGAGUAUAUUAUGUUUAGGAAUGAGAGUGACGUCAUCGGUUUUGCCUUAAAGCGUCCGUUUGUUGAAGGGUGUCAUGUUAGAGUGAAGCCGUUGAAAACGGUCAUGCAAAUUUUAACUUCCCCUUUUCAUUAA